CAAAAUUGUUACCAGUUUCCACCGGCAGAUUCGUGGAAUUCUUGCAAGUCCAAAAUUAGAUCCCUCAUUUGACCUGAACGUAGUCGAGGAACUUCCUAGAGCAUGAUAGUUGAUGGCGAUAACAGAGUUGCUUAUGCAUCGCCACAUAUACAAAUACCUUCAUCUGCCAGCCAUUCUCAUUGCAGGGUGCUUUGUUUUUGUAGCAUUAUUCCUUUCUCUCCUCCUUACUUUCCAACAUCUCAGCUUCUACACUAAACCUUCGGAGCAAAAAUGGAUUGUUGCUGUUAUUUUUAUGGUUCCUGUCUAUGUUACUGAAUCGAUUAUAUCCUUGUGGGAUGCAAAGCUAUCCGUUGCUUGUGGCAUAUUGAGGAGUUGCUAUGAAGCAUUUGCUCUCUAUUCAUUUGGGAGCUAUUUGAUUGCUUGUCUUGGUGGUGAAACAGAAGCCAUAAAUUUUCUUGAAGACCAGGCUAGAGGACAAGGUAGCAAGCCACUGCUAGAAGGGAAAUCGAAUCCUAAAUUACGACAUAAAACUUUUCGCAACUUCAUCUUCAGGCCGUCUGUUCUUGGAAAAGAAUUAUUCGCAAUAAUAAAAUUUGGUCUCGUGCAAUAUAUGAUUCUCAAGACUUUCUGCGCAUUCUUAGCGCUCAUCCUCGAGCUAUGUGGAGUGUACGGUGACAGGGAGUUCAAAUGGUACUAUGGGUACCCGUACAUAACGGUAGCUUUGAAUUUCAGCCAAAUGUGGGCGUUGUAUUGCCUCAUUAGGUUCUACAACGUAAUUCACGACAGGCUUGAACCGAUCAAACCACUCGCUAAAUUUAUCAGCUUUAAAGCCAUUGUAUUCGCGACAUGGUGGCAAGGUGUUGUCAUUGUCUUGCUAUGCACUUUCGGCGUUCUUCCUAAACAGGACAAACUUCAAACUGGACUUCAGGAUUUUCUCAUCUGCAUCGAGAUGGCUAUAGCAGCUGUUGCUCACAUUUUUGUAUUCUCUGCCAAGCCUUAUCACUACGUCCAUGUCUCCGGCUACGAGCAUUUUUCAGCCUCGGCGACAACUGCUGCGCUCGACAUAAAAGGAGGCGGCGAGGAUUCGCCAGCAGAUGUGGAAAAGCAGAAAACUGAAGUGGAAUCUCCCGGGACGAGCAUUAAAGAAAGCGUUCAUGACAUUGUUGUCGAGGGCGGCCAAAAAGUGGUGAACGACGUGGUGCUGACAAUUAACCAGGCGAUCGAACCUGUGCACGAAGGCAUGACAAAGAUUCAGGAGAACUUCCAACACAUAUAGACGUGUUUGAUGAUCGAAAGAGGAAGAAGAUCGAGUCAAGGAAAGAUGAACUAAGCAUUCGAUAAAGGACACCUCAAGUAUAAGACAGCAAAAGCUAAAUAAGUCUGACGCUCAGGUUAGUCCUAUGCUUGAUUGAGUGAUUCCAAUUUUGUUCAUCUCAAUUAUUUUAUAUAAAUUUCUAAGUUUGUUUAUCAAUAUUUCUUUUUACAUAGGUGAA
This is a messenger RNA of Andrographis paniculata, 1493 nucleotides long. RefSeq names its product protein LAZ1 homolog 2-like. Bases 113 to 1276 code for a protein of 387 amino acids. Gene Ontology annotation, biological process: transport. Gene Ontology annotation, molecular function: transporter activity. NCBI's taxonomy places the organism in Eukaryota, Viridiplantae, Streptophyta, Magnoliopsida, Lamiales, Acanthaceae. The record is from RefSeq and is a predicted model, not a curated record. The transcript is spliced from 9 exons.